Messenger RNA from Chenopodium quinoa (quinoa), 1457 nucleotides. Its product is annotated as GDSL esterase/lipase At5g45670-like. Lineage: Eukaryota; Viridiplantae; Streptophyta; Magnoliopsida; Caryophyllales; Amaranthaceae. The record is from RefSeq and is a predicted model, not a curated record. Gene Ontology annotation, molecular function: hydrolase activity, acting on ester bonds. The coding region runs from base 1 to 1203 and encodes 400 amino acids. The transcript is spliced from 4 exons.
AUGAGACGAUAUAUUAGUGAUGCUACUAGAUGUUACAUACAUCGUCUCCCCGUUCUCCAUUUCUCUAGUAUCCCCUUAAGAGCACUCGAAAAAGCGAAAAAAUACGUACGUACCAUUGCUAAAAGUUCGGUUUUGUGCAUCAUUCUCUCAAUUUUUUUGCUUGUAGUAAGGUGCUCAUUAGCUUGUGAUAACAUCACUGGUUUAAAGGGGAUAUUUGCAUUUGGAGACGACGUCGUUGACAAUGGGAACAACAAUAACAUUCCUACAAUUCACCUAAAGAGCAAUUACAUGCCCUAUGGUGUUGAUUUCCCAUAUGGUCCUACGGGCAGGUUUAGCAAUGGCAAGACCAUUGUUGAUUGUGUAGCCGAUAACCUUAAACUUCAUUCUCCUCCUCCUUACCCGGAUUUUUUCCACAAGGGUACCCCUCUUCUUGAUGGUAUCAACUUUGGCUCCUCUGGCACUGGCAUUUUCGCUAUUACCGGUGGACUCUUAAUAGGAGUUCAACAUAUGGACCAACAAAUAAACAGAUUUAAGAACGAUAUUCUGCCAAAGUUAAAGGAUAUGCUAGGAUGCAGUGGACAAAUCAUACUUCCUCAGUAUUUGUUUGUGAUUGGAGCAGGAAACAACGAUUACUCUUCGUAUUACAUAUUGAAGCAAUACUUAUUCAUAACUCCCGAAGUUUUUGCUGCCAAUCUCGUCAAGCAAUACGUUGAAUACAUCACAGACUUGUACAAAUUGGGAGCUCGAAAAUUCCUAUUGAUCUCAACAUAUCCACUAGGAUGUGGUCCGGGCAUUGUACAGGAGAGUAAAGAAUGCGUAAAAUUCCUAAACGAUGCCUCAGAAAUGUUUUACGACCAACUACAAAUCGCGCUUAAGCAUCAGCAACAAAACUUUCUUGAUGCUGAAUUUUCAGUCCUCAACUCGUUCCAGCUUCUCUCAGAAGUCAUAACUAACAAUGCAACAGCAGCCGCGACAGGAUUCAAGAAUUGUAAUUGCGCGUGUUGUGAUACCAACCUAGGAGAUACUUGUAAGAAGGCUGGUAAAACAUGUCUAAACAGAAAUGAGUAUUUGUACUAUGAUGGAAUUCAUCUUACUGAAGCAGCAAAUUGUUACUUAGCUAGCAAGGCUUUCGACUCGGCUAACACUGCCGAAGUUAGUCCGGUUAAUGUUAAGGCGUUGAUCUCAGGCAAGAACCGUAAUUAGGAGGAGACUUUAUCUUAGACCUAUAUCAAGAUUUAAUUUGGAUCAGAGACUAUCUUUUUUAGCUUAAACUUUCCUUUUUGUUCGUUUUUUUUGCUUUAUGUUUUUUUCCUAAGCAAUUUUGUUCUAAGAAGUAGUUUGUACAUGAUCAAUUUUGGAAUAAGAGUUUGAUUUUCUUUAGCAAAUUAUGCCUUCUUUGGUUCUUUAUUAUAUAGAAAAUGUAUUUGAGAUGAUUGAGAAAUAAUUAAAAAUCAAAG